Molecule: messenger RNA, 2580 nt
Organism: Colletes gigas
Lineage: Eukaryota; Metazoa; Arthropoda; Insecta; Hymenoptera; Colletidae
Gene: Wdr92
Product: dynein axonemal assembly factor 10
Exons: 4
Coding region: 269-1342 (357 amino acids)
Molecular function (GO): ubiquitin binding
Source: RefSeq, a predicted model, not a curated record
AUGAAGCUUUAGAAUAGAUAAAAAUUAGGAAAUUAAUGGGAAAGGUAGUGAAGAAUAUAAACAAAAGGCAUAAUAAUAAAUUGAUAAGGCAUAUUAAUAAGUUGAAUGACUCUGUACGUAUUAAGUAUGAUUUGGUUUACUUGACUGUGCACUGAUCCUAAUGCCACAUGAAAACGAGUCUUAAAUUUGUUUAUCGCGUUUUUGUCACGGUUGCAUGGACUUCGCCUAACAAUUAGACUGGUUGACUAGGAAGUUAAUUCUAAGAAACAUGGAGAAACUUGAGAAGCCUCAAAUAAUUUGCCAUAUCGAGAAAUCGGUCGAUUAUUCUUUAUUUGAUGCUAAAUGGAUACCGUGCAGUGCCAAGUUUGUGGUUAUGGGCUCACGACCGCGCGGUACCGGUAUUAUACAAAUUUAUGAAGUGUCAAGCGGAGAAUUAAAACUCGUUAAAGAUAUCGAAAGAUCGCAGCCAGUGAAAUGCGGAACUUUCAAAGCUUCUAGCUUAAAAGACAGAUAUCUGGCAGCUGGUGAUUUCCAGGGUAAACUGAACGUCUACAACCUGGAGGAUCCUUCCGUACCAAUUUACACAGCUAAUGCUCACAAUGGGAUUAUAAAUAGCAUCGAUGGUGUAGCUGGACAAAGCAUCGGAUGCGGUGCACCUGAAUUAGUGACCGGUUCCAGAGAUGGAAGCGUUAAAGUUUGGGAUCCUAGACAGAAAGGACGUCCGGUAGCUAUAAUGGAACCCAAGGAAGGUGAAACUCGCAGAGACUGCUGGGCAGUUACGUUUGGAAAUUCGUAUAAUUCGGAAGAAAGAGUGGUAGCUGCUGGUUACGACAAUGGGGACAUAAAAAUGUUCGACUUGAAGACAAUGUCCGUACAAUGGGAAAGUAAUCUAAAGAAUGGUAUUUGUAGCCUCGAAUUUGAUAGAAAGGAUAUCGCGAUGAAUAAAUUGGUAGCAACUACUUUGGAGUCAAAGUUUUACUUGUUCGACUUGAAAACACAACAUCCUAAAAAGGGAUUUGCUUAUCAUAUGGAAAAGGCGCACAAUUCAACGGUAUGGUUGGUCAGACACUUGCCACAAAAUCGUGAAAUAUUUGUUACUUGUGGUGGGGGAGGAACUCUUUGCCUUUGGAAAUAUAAUUAUCCAGAAAAAAGAAAAUUAGCGGACGCGGAUGGCAUCGAACACGGAGUCAUUGGCAAUCUAAGUCUUCUACAAAAUGCUACUCUUUCAUCGCAACCCGUCAGCUCUUUAGACUGGAGUCCGGACAAACAAGGACUGGCUGUUUGCACUGCGUUCGAUCAAUGCAUAAGAGUUGUUAUCACAACGAAACUAAAUACUUAUUAAGAGAAAUGCAUAGAAUUAAUUGUAGACUUCGUAUACAGAGAAUGUUCGGGUCUCUGCCACGUGUCGUCGAUCGACAAUGCAUCGUUAAUAUUAAAGACGUUGCAGUAAUUGCACACGCUUGUAAAUAUUAAUUGCCUUAUUUUAUAAAACUUUUAUAAUUGACGAACAAAGCAUUAAAUUUCUUUCGAAACCAAAAAGAAGUUACCACUGUGACUACUCCCGUUCCUUUUUAAUUAUUUACUCUUUCAUUGGUAAUCCCAGUAAACUAGAACCAAUUCUCAAAUACGUAAGGGACGAUAAAUCAUUUUUUUAUUUUUUUUACUGGUGGACCACGAACUCUACCAUUGGUGUUUCUAGAAUUCAGAGAUAUGCCAGGCGGUGUCCGACUUAUCAGAGUUGUUGUAAAUAACGAGAUGCAGUUUCAGGGUGGCAUCGAGAGCUGGCAGUGCUCUGCUUGCCUAGGACUAUCGAUUUUUCUUAGUCUCCGUCGGUCCCUUGCGUUUGCAAGCGUUGCGCAACCUCGCACGGCCGGCCAGAUAAAAGCGAAUUAUAUGUCAUUGGGCCAAUCUAUUUAGGAUCAGACCCUUAUUAAGUGGCAGCCAUGUUGCUGAACGACGGUGUUACGCAACGGGCAGCCAUGUUGGGGUUAUAGACGAGCCCACGCCAAGUGCACUUAUGCCACAUUGUUCGAGCCAGCCUCGAUCGGCUCGCAUUCAGCCGUACAAGGUCAGGAAUACCGCGAGUUUAAUUACAUAAAUUAACUCUUGACUCUACCCCGUCCCUGAUGGCGUCUCUAUUUGUACGCUCCUCUCAUCUCGCUCUCGCGUACUCGACAAAGCCCCGUUUCAAUUAGAUCGUGUUUUUUAAAAUGACAAUGGGCACUUUUAAAAUUAUCUACGAGUCGCUGAAAAACGAUUUACGCAAUUUAACCAAUUGCCUAACAAUUUGAUUCGUUAUCGAAAGCAGUCGAAAAGGCAAAAAGCUACGAGCAAAGGGAAUAAGAAAAUUACGAUGCCCCGGUAAACGUAAUGUAAUCACAAAAACGAAAUCCAAUUGCGACGCGAUAUUAAUCGACUUGCAACGGAGGUGCACAGAAACUGUUCGUUUGGAUUUGUACCAAUUCUGUUAGCUGAUUGCAACGCACGGUGUAAAUCUAGAAACUCCGGUGGGUGUGGGGAGGAGGGGGAGGGGCAGUUUCGUCGUUGCCUAUUUUUUGCACGCAUUUUAUUCAAUAGCAG